Messenger RNA from Saccostrea echinata, 3917 nucleotides. RefSeq names its product protein VAC14 homolog. The record is from RefSeq and is a predicted model, not a curated record. Gene Ontology annotation, biological process: phosphatidylinositol biosynthetic process; positive regulation of kinase activity. The transcript has 16 exons. Gene Ontology annotation, cellular component: endosome membrane; PAS complex. The coding region runs from base 72 to 2246 and encodes 724 amino acids. NCBI's taxonomy places the organism in Eukaryota, Metazoa, Mollusca, Bivalvia, Ostreida, Ostreidae.
ACGUGACUCACAAGAUGGCUGCGCCCUGUUAAACUUGGCGGUUCAGAGUCAAAAUAAAAUGAUCACAAAAUAUGAACGACAAGGAAUAUGCACCACUUAGUCCCCAGUGUGUUAGGAAUUUAAACGAUAAGUUGUAUGAAAAAAGGAAGACCGGGGCUUUGGAAGUCGAGAGAUUAGUCAGAGAGUAUGUGAUAGCAAAUGAACCUGUGAAGAUCAGGAGGAUCCUGAAGAUCCUGGGAGAAGAUUUUGCGUUGUCCAACCAUCCCAAUGCCAGGAAAGGGGGAGCUAUCGGGCUGGCAGCCACAGCUAUUGGACUGGGAAAGGAAUCUCAGCAUUAUGUGAGGGAGCUGGUCCAGCCUGUACUGGCUUCCUUCCACGAUCCAGACAGUCGAGUUCGGUAUUAUGCUUGUGAAGCCCUGUAUAACAUUGUCAAGGUGUGCCGAGGCAACGUGCUGCCCUACUUCAAUGAGAUCUUUGAUGGAAUCAGUAAGCUGAUGUCAGACACUGACCAGAAUGUGAAGAAUGGGACAGAACUACUGGACAGAUUGAUCAAAGACAUUGUCACAGAAAGUCCGUCCUUUGACCUUAUGGCCUUCAUGCCCCUUCUCCGAGAUAGAAUUUACGCAAAAAAUCCAGAGGCGCGACAGUUCAUUGUCUCCUGGUUAGCAAUAUUGGAUGCUGUACCAGAUAUAAACAUGAUAGUGCUACUCCCAGAAUUCCUGGAUGGUUUAUUCAAUAUAUUGGGGGAUUCAAAUCUAGAGAUUCGUAAAAUGUGUCAAGAUCUAUUAACUGAAUUUUUGACUGGAGUAAAAAACAGUAAUGCUGGGGUUAAAUAUGAAGGCAUGGCUAAUAUUCUUAUUAUUCACUGUAACAGUGCAGAUGAUCUCAUUCAGUUUACAGCAAUGACCUGGUUAAGAGAGUUCAUAGGUCAAGCAGGUCGAACCAUGAUUCAGUAUACACCAGGAAUAAUUAACGCUGUUCUACCAAACCUACAGGGUUCUUCAGAUAAACAAAGAAAUGUUGCUGAGGCAGCCAAGUCACUGAAUGAUGCAUUGAAAGAUCUUGUAUCUGACACCGAUGACAUUCCUUCAUUAGAAGAGGUCAAAGGUCAAGGGUCAGAAAAACUAAGUGAGGAGAUGACAAACAACCUUUCAAGUUCCUCACAGCUGGAUGUAAGGGAGGUAAUAACUGUCAUCUGUCAGAUUCUAGGGAGGGGGAACUUUGGGACUAAGAUAGCAGCCCUGGAGUGGCUGAGUCACAUGCUGACUAAGGUUCCUAAGCGGACGUUUCAGUACGUGGACAGGUUCUUCCCUGUGCUGUUACAGACACUGUCUGAUGAAUCCGAAGAGGUUGUACUUUUGGACCUUGAAGCCUUGGCGGAGAUUUCCUCCAAUCCUGCUGGGCUUCAGAAGAAGCCCCCUCCAUCAACAAGUCCCAGUAAAUCUAAGCCCCAUGAUCACCCGGAGAACUGUGGCGGACUUAAUGAGUACUUCUCCAAGUUCAUGGCUUGUCUGGUGGAGCUGUUUAAGAAGGACAGACAGCUUUUGGAACCAGAUGAGCGGGGAUACUUUAUCAUUAGACAGUUGUGCCAGCUCUUGACAGCAGAGGACAUUUUUAAAUCAUUUUCCCACAUUAUAGUGGAUGAACCUGAUGUAGGGUUUGCCUGUAAAAUUGUUCAGACCCUGAACACCAUUCUUUUAACAUCCACCGAGCUCUUCGAACUGAGGACACAACUCAAAAAUCUAGAUACUCAGGGAAGCUGUGCUUUGUUUUGUUGUUUGUAUAAAUCUUGGUGUCAUAGUCCCAUAGCAACCAUAUCUUUGUGUUACCUGACCCAGAACUAUCACCAUGCCAGCGACCUACUACAGGCCUUUGGUGAUCUAGAAAUCACUGUGGACUUCCUGAAGGAAAUAGACAAACUUGUUCAACUAAUUGAAUCUCCUAUAUUUUCUUAUUUACGGCUUCAGUUGCUGGACGUUCAACAUAACCAGGACUUGAUCCGGAGUCUGUACAGUUUACUGAUGCUGCUUCCACAGUCCGAGGCCUUCAAACUUCUACGUAAUAGACUAGACUGUAUCCCCCAGUAUCAACUCAUGGCUAUAAAGGAUAAGCCCCAGUCCUCUAAAGACCCGAGACCACUUGUGUCUAAAAUCAACUUCAAAGACCUGCAUCAGCACUUUCUACAAGUUCAAGCUAGGCACAGAGCAGCACGCAGCCAGAAAGUCAAGGCAGCGGUCAGGGCAUGAGGAGAAGGGCAUUAAACGCACAAAAUCUAUACUACAAAGCACCUGGAAAACCACUACAAAACACUGAAAACUGCUCUCAGACUCCGAGACAUUGUAGUUAUACUGAAAAGAAAUUCACUGUCUUUGCAUGGAAAUUUGCCUUUUAAAGCAAAAAUUCUGUUGUUUGAUAUAUUUACAAGUACAUUUUUGUACAUAACUAGUACAGGUACUAGUUUCUAUUGUAAGUGUAUGAAGAAAGAAUUAUUAUCAUGGGUAUUAAUACAUCUAGUUAUGAUAAUUUUAUUAACAAUUUCCAGGUAAAUAAGAUUUACAAUUCCAUAAUAAAUGGGAUAUUUAGAUUCUAAACAUUGUUCUUAAUUUUGUACAUCCUUGUUUUAAGCCUUUAUACUAAAAACAUACUUUUUUCCACUGGGGGAUAAUUCUGCAGAUUCACAAUUUCUGUUUAAUCUGGGGGAAGAAGUUUGUGACUGUGUAUAUGUGUAAAUUAAUCCCACGUGGAAAAACGUGCAUGUACAGUAUUGAAAUGCUAUAACCCAUCAAAUUUUUUAUUGGAUUUUUUAAAAGUGAUAUCCAUACCAAUGGUGAAAAUUACUGUAAUGUAAUCUGUAGAGGUUUUUGCUUGUGACUUAUAAGUAUAAUAUUUUGUAGAGCAGAAAAGUCCCUGUAGAUACAAGUGUACCAGUGAAGAGGAAAAAAUGUGUGUAAUGCGCGAGACUUGGAAUGAAUGUGUUUGUAUUGAGAGAUGAUCCUGUGCAAUAUCUCUGUUAUGUGUAUUAAGCUCAGUUUUAAGAGCAAGCAGAAAGAUAAAGGGGUGAGGCCAUUGUUAGAAAUGAUAUAAAGGCCAGCAAUAAUAAAGGUGUAUUUAACUUUUUGUUUUUUUUUUACCCUGCACAACUGGUGAACUACAGAUAUAGUGAUUUGCUAGGUACAGACAAAAAUAUAUCUGUUAUUUGUUAUAUUCACAAUUCAUUAUAUCUGUAAUUCAUUUUAUUGAUAAUUCAUUGUACAUGUAUUUAUAAUUUGUUUUAUGCAUUACCGGUAUUCUUUUUUGGAUGAUUUAAACUUCUUCGGGAAAAAAUAUAACAUCAUUCAAAUUAGGUAUUCACAUUAAGUUAUUGGUGAUAAAUACUGUAAAACUUGUCUUAUCUGGAUGUUGGGUAUUCCUAAGUCUCACUUAUUAUGAUGUAAACCUUGAGUCCUUUCAUUUGAAAUGCUGUCUACUCAGAAAAGUUACUUAAUCCAGCAAACUUCUCUGAAACCAGUGGUGUCCAGAUUAGACAAGUUUUACUCUACAUAGUACAUUUUUCUUUGUUUCAACAAUUUUUUUUCAUUUGGAAAGGAUCCUUUAUCCCAGGACUUUUUAAUGCAUGUUCAUUAAUUUGAUGGUUUUCAUUUUAUGAAAGGAAAGCUUUCUGAUUUUUUAAAUGAAAUGCACUUGUAAGUUUGAGUAUUUAUAUUAGCAAAGUUUUAUUUGUUGUGCACUGUUUGAUCAGAGGGACAUUAUAUCAAUCUUUGGUGCAAACUUUUUUGUCUUUAGCAAUCAUUCCACAGAGAGCAUCUGGUAGUAUGUAAACAAUCAGAAAUGCUUUUUUUUCAUAUACAUUGUACAAGUAUCUUUGUUGUGAACUUUUCAUAAUUGAUUUUUAAAAAUAUAUUUAUUGAAUACAUUAA